Messenger RNA from Trichechus manatus latirostris (Florida manatee), 1545 nucleotides. Its product is annotated as immunity-related GTPase family M protein 1-like. Gene Ontology annotation, molecular function: GTPase activity; GTP binding. Gene Ontology annotation, cellular component: endoplasmic reticulum membrane. The record is from RefSeq and is a predicted model, not a curated record. NCBI's taxonomy places the organism in Eukaryota, Metazoa, Chordata, Mammalia, Sirenia, Trichechidae. Gene Ontology annotation, biological process: defense response; cellular response to interferon-beta. Bases 96 to 1451 code for a protein of 451 amino acids. The transcript has 2 exons.
GUUAAGUUUCCCUCAGCCUUUCCUGAUAAUGAUCAAAUGGAAAACCAGCCUGGGACGCUAGUCCACCCUGGUUUCUGGUCUCUUGAAGGUCUCUGAUGCCCCCGACUCCACAUCUGAUCUGCGGCCAGGUCACUCCACUGCCCACUGACAUGGAGGAGUACCCAGUGUCCCCUCACACCCCAUUCUCUGCAUCUUUCCCCUCUGCGGUGCCUUACCACACGGGUUGGAGUAUUUUACCUGAGGCAGGAGCCAUGAGCGUAGAGAAGGCUUUAGCAGAUGGGAACUUGCUGGAGGUGGUUUCUGUGGUCGAGGAUACUCUGAAGACAGCAUCCAGCACCCCAGUGAAAAUCGCUGUGACAGGGGACUCCGGCAAUGGCAUGUCUUCCUUUAUCAACACUCUUCGGGGCAUUGGACAUGAGGAGGAGGCCUCGGCUCCCACUGGAGUGGUGAGAACUACCGAAACACCUGCCUCUUACUUGUCCUCCGAUUUUCCAAACGUGGAGCUCUGGGACCUGCCUGGCAUGGGGACUUCCCCACAGAGCCUGAAGGAAUAUGUCACGGAAAUGGAGUUCAACAAGUACAACCUCUUCAUCAUCAUUGCAUCAGAACAGUUCAGCAUGAAUCAUGUGAUGCUUGCCAAAACCAUUGAGGGGAUGGGAAAGAAGUUCUACAUUGUCUGGACCAAACUGGACAGGGACCUCAGCACAAGCAUGCUCAGGGAGGAGCAACUCUUGAAGAAUAUCCAAGAGAAUAUCCUAGAAGAUCUCCAUAAGGAGCAGGUGUGUGAGCCCCCCAUAUUCCUGGUCUCUAACUUUGACCCUUUAUUGCAUGACUUCCCAAAACUCAGGAACAAAUUGCAAAUGGACCUCAUCCAUAUCAGAUGUGAUGAUCCCCUUCAGAGGCUGUCCCACACCUUUGAGGAGAUCAUUAAUGACAAAGUGACCUCCCUGCGGGCGAGAAUAUACACAGAGUCUUUCCAGAAGACCCUUGGCAUUCAGGAUCCAGAUGAUUCAGAGGAGUGUCUGAAAACCUUCAAAUUACUCUUUGGUGUGGAUGAUGAAUCUCUCCAGCAGGUGGCACAGAGAAUGAGGACAGCAGCCACUGAGUACAAGAACAUCAUGAAGUCCCAGGAAUUGCAGACUCUCAGCCCACAGGAGCAGUUGAUUCCUUGGAUACACUGGAAUACAGCCUAUUACUUAAGAAGUAUUUUUAGCUACAUCCCAUUCCUUGGUGGCUUUGUUACCCACUACGUCAGGUGGGUAAAACACACACUGUAUCUUGACAUGGUUGCCAAGGACACCAAGACUAUCCUGAAUAAAGUCCUGGGAGACUCCAUCUUUUUGGAUGAAGACAGGGCAUCUGGAUCCUCUUCUCAGUCCUGUACCUUUUCUACACUCUCAUGCAGGGAGAUCAACCCUUCCACUUCCAUGGAUUUGUAUACCUUAAGUUAAUGGACUGACUUGCUCAUUUUGUACCCACCUUAGCAAGCACCAUAAUGUGUUGUACUCCUUAGCAUUUGUUCAAUUUCGUUAACUAAAUUAGCUG